Prunus mume (Japanese apricot) is the source of this 1423-nucleotide messenger RNA. RefSeq lists its product as uncharacterized. The record is from RefSeq and is a predicted model, not a curated record. NCBI's taxonomy places the organism in Eukaryota, Viridiplantae, Streptophyta, Magnoliopsida, Rosales, Rosaceae.
CAUCCGUAGCUAAUAUAUCUACAAUGGCUUUCAAAGCUAUGCUUCUGCUUGCUACUAUUCUCUUAGUUACUGCAAGGGUUUCCUCAGAUGAUCAUCCAGAGAAAAACGCAAAGUUUUGGGGGCUAUUUCCUUGGGAGGAUUGGGAUGAUGAACCACCAUUCAAUAUCCCAAUCCCAAUACCGACACAAUCUCCACCACCGCCACGAUCUCCACCACCGUCACCACCUCCAGCCAAAGCACCGGCUCCUGUGAAGGCACCGGCUCCAGUUCCACCUCCAGCGAAAGCACCUGCACCAGCUCCUGUGUACCCACCACCUUCGGCUCCGACUCGGAAAAAGGACGGCGAUGAUUCCUCUUUCCCAGGAGGAGGCGUUAUCCCACCGUUCGUUCCCGUUCCACCGGUCUUCCCAACUGUACCGCCUGUUCCAAUAUCGGGCGGCGGAACCCGGAGCCCGAGCACAACUGGUCCCCCUCCCAACAUCAAACCGUCACCCCCACCCGACACCAAAACUCCAAACAACUCCCGUCAAUGCACGUGCGCUCCUCCAGUUCCAGUAGUGAAGAACCCUAACCCUAAUACUCAGAUCAAGGCCCCGCCUGCUCCACCCUCUCCCAUCACGUCCCCAUCCACUCCACCAUCUCCUCCGCUGAAGGCCUCGCCUCCACCUCCACCUCCACCAUCACCACUUCCCAAAAGGGCAACGCCGCCGCCUUCACCUCCGAAGAAUAAGGCGCCACCACCUCCAAAGAAGAAGGCACCGCCUCCACCACCACCGUCGGACGAACAGGAGGGCGCACCGGAGGAGGCACCAGCUCCCUCGGCAAGACAUCUGGGGAAAGCACCACCUCCAAUACCUCUAGCGAAAGCACCGCUGCCGCCUCCACCUCCUAAGAUUAAGGCGGCACCAGCUCCCUCCUCAAAACAUUGUCCGAAACCUCUGGUGGACGCACCUGCUCCGAAACCUAAUCUGGUACCCAAAGCACCCGCUCCGAGGCCUAAUUGGGUGCCCAAAGUACCAGCUGCACAACCUCCACAAAAAGGAUCGGCUCGGAGACCUAAUGGGGGACGGAGAGCACCUGCUCCAAAACCGGAUCGGUUGCGAAAAGCACCCGCCCCAGAACCGCUCGUGAAUGAACCGGCUCCGAUAUUGCUACGCUGACAUGUUCUUGAAAUUUUGGAAUCAAGUUUUUUCCAUUUUUCCUCUCGUGAGUUCAUGUCACGUGAGCUGAACAAGUACGAGAGAGGCAAAAAAGAAAAUAACAACAAUAAAAGGCUUUUCUCUCGUUGUUAAUUUUGUAAUCCAUCGUAUCCUCCUAUCUAUGCAUAUCAUAAAAUAAAAUGGGCAAUUCAAUAGACCCUUUUGACUCAGUAUCCAAUGAUUUGGUGCUUCGUUUUAACAGAGAAUAUUCAGGCAAACAUAUA